UGUAAUCCAUAGUAAUCUAGGAUGGGUUAGGUUUCUUGAAGCUGGAUACAUAUUGACCAUGAAAUGUUAGUAAAGAAGUCUCUUCCCCUUCUCAGGAGUCAGGGUUCUGCCUGGAGUUUGCAGUGAUGCCUGAGUGUCCCCACACCGAAAGGCAGGGUAAUGUAGUUGGGGAAGUUGUGUGCCAAGGCUGAGCUGGCUGUGACUGUGACCUAGAGAAAGGGCAAGGCUGGGAAUUGAACCGGGCAGGCUUCCCGGAGGAGGAGGCGGGGCCAGCUGCGUAGAACAAAGGAAGGAGUGGAUUUUUUUGCAGGUGGAAAGAGAUUGCACGGAGGUUCAGACUAGGCUGGAAACAUCCUUCCCCUCACUCCGCCUACCCCUGCCUCUCUCUCUCCGGUCCUGGGCCUUGCCUGCAGGGUCCGGGGGAGCUCCAAGUGGCGACAGCGCUGUCUUCCAGGCGGAGCCUUGCUGUGGGCUCUACGGCCGGCCAGAGCUCCCUCCCAGCGGGGGGCUCCCGCAGCCCUUACAAGGAGUUUGGCGGCUCUCCGGGCGGCCCCGCCCGCCAGCCUCCACGGGCCCCUCCUCCCGCCCGGCUGGGCCGGGCCGCGGGAGCACAGCCCUCUCCGCUCUCGACGCCGGGCCCGGCGCGGACAUCGACGGGCCCGAGCCCGCGAGUGUGAAAAGAGCCGGCGACUAGCUCCCUAGGGCCCCAACAGGCGGGCACGCGGCUCGGGGCUCUUCGGCAGAGGACUCGUGACCUUCUCAGCAGAGUCGCCAUGUCCUCGGUGUUCGGGAAACCCCGCGUGGGCAGCGGGUCGCAGAGCGCGCCCCUCGAGGUCAACCUGGCCAUCCUGGGACGCCGCGGGGCUGGCAAGUCCGCUCUGACCGUGAAGUUUCUGACCAGGAGGUUUAUCAGUGAAUAUGACCCCAAUUUGGAGGACACCUACAGCUCCGAAGAGACCGUGGACCACCAGCCUGUCCACCUGAGGGUUAUGGAUACUGCAGACCCGGAUACCCCCAGGAACUGUGAGCGCUACCUGAACUGGGCCCACGCCUUCCUGGUGGUAUACAGCAUGGACAGCCGCCAGAGUUUCGAGGACAGCAGCAGCUACCUGGAGCUGCUUGCUUUGCACGCCAAGGAGACGCAGCGCAGCUCCCCUGCCCUCUUGCUGGGCAACAAGCUGGACAUGGCCCAGUACAGGCAGGUCACCAAGGCAGAGGGUGCAGCCUUGGCUGGCAAGUUUGGGUGCCUGUUUUUCGAGGUCUCUGCCUGCCUAGACUUUGAGCAUGUGCAACAUGUCUUCCACGAGGCCGUGCGGGAGGCACGGCGGGAACUGGAGAAGAAUUCCCUGCCCCGGCCCCUCUUCAUCUCCGAGGAGAGGGCCCUGCCACACCAGGCUCCGCUUACAGCCCGGCAUGGGCUGGCCAGCUGUACCUUCAACACACUUUCCACCGUCAGUCUGAAGGAGAUACCUGCCGUGGCCCAGGCCAAGCUGGUCACUGUGAAGGCAUCCCGGGCCCAGAGCAAGCGCAAGGCACCUACCCUGACCCUGUUGAAGGGCUUCAAGAUCUUCUGAGGGCACCCCUAAGGAUCCCAGACUUAGGGGCUGUGCAGGGCUGCAGGAUAGGGGCUGACUUCUCACCACUGGCUUUCCCUCUGAUGGAACAAUAGCCCUCGCCCUCUGGCGGACAGUUGAUCCCUCUUCCAGCACCAAGUAAUUUCCCUGACACCCCGUUUACUGUGUGAACUGGAGGGACAGGCAGAAUGCUGCUCUUAGUCCCUCCAGGCCUUGGUUUCCAUGGUAACCACUGCCGUUCCCCCACCCUGAAGGGAAGUAGCCACAAGACAACACGGAGACCUGGGUCUGGCUGAAGUGGAAGGAAAUUGCAGUGUCCAUCAUGGUGCUAUCACCAUGCAACAGCCUGCUCCAGCAACAGCCAGGCCAAAUGUGGCCCCUAGUGGACAGCUCUGGAUGGAUGGUCAGCACCAGUAGGCCCUGUGUACAAGGAGGCCGGAGAACAUUCUACAGGAGCAGACUUGAAGUCCUGGCACCACCUAGUGGACGGAAAGGGCAGAGCGGCUACAGGUUUUGGGUGGCCUGAGCCUGGCCCUCCUGUUGUCUUCUGAUUUCACAGAAGCCCCAAGCACCAAACCCCACAGUUUAUCCAAGUAAAAUCUAGUUUAAAUAAUCCUAUGGGACAGCCUGUGAGAAGCAAAAUUCCCAGGAAGGGCUGUUUCUGGUACUUUGCCUCUGAAUGAGGAUAGAAGGUUGGGGGCUCUAGGUUGCCUAGGGUAGUGAGCAUCCAGUGUUUUAGUCACCAGGAAGCAGACCCGCCUUGUUUUCCCAUCUUAAAUUAAGGAUUCUCUCCACGGACCCUCAGGACCAGCUUCCUGAAGCUUAAUGAUCGAAGCUUCAGAAAAAAGUCAUUCUCUCUAGUGACCAUCACACAGGAUCCAGAGAGCC
Leopardus geoffroyi (Geoffroy's cat) is the source of this 2462-nucleotide messenger RNA. RefSeq names its product RAS like family 12 (gene RASL12). The record is from RefSeq and is a predicted model, not a curated record. The transcript is spliced from 5 exons. Gene Ontology annotation, molecular function: GTPase activity; GTP binding. NCBI's taxonomy places the organism in Eukaryota, Metazoa, Chordata, Mammalia, Carnivora, Felidae. The coding region runs from base 774 to 1574 and encodes 266 amino acids.